Penicillium alfredii is the source of this 1002-nucleotide messenger RNA. Its product is annotated as RNA polymerase III-inhibiting protein MAF1. Gene Ontology annotation, cellular component: nucleus. Lineage: Eukaryota; Fungi; Ascomycota; Eurotiomycetes; Eurotiales; Aspergillaceae. The coding region runs from base 1 to 1002 and encodes 333 amino acids. The record is from RefSeq and is a predicted model, not a curated record. The transcript is spliced from 2 exons. Gene Ontology annotation, biological process: negative regulation of transcription by RNA polymerase III. Gene Ontology annotation, molecular function: RNA polymerase III core binding.
AUGAAGUUUCUUCCCCUUCCUGAAUUUGAGGAUGUCACUAGUUCCUUGAGUUUCGAUACGGCCGACUGCCACAUCGUCGGCGGGUGUGACCUCUACACGACUAAAGCCGCGCGCGCCGAUCGGAAACUCUACAAGAACAUCGAACAGUCGCUCGAAUCUCAGUAUGAAUCUAUCCUUCGCCUAUCCGCCUCUCUGUCACCUCCAAACGCGUCCGAUGCUGCCGAGACGUUGAAUCUGUCGCGGUCUAGUCCAUUUGGCCCCCUGAGUGAACAUUCGAGCCGACGGACAUUUGCCUACCUCAUCGCGACGCUCAAUGCAAGUCAUCCAGACUAUGACUUCUCACAUGUGCUGCGACCGACCGACUUCAGACGAGAGCGGAACUUGAAGCGGGUCAUGAACACGGUUGAUUCGACGUUACUCAACCUGCGCCCGCGCGAGGCUCUCGGCCUGUCACCCUCAUCUCCAGCCACCCUUUCUGGGUCAUAUAAUGGCGCAUCUUCUGCAUGGGGUCCACGCAUGUGGCGGAUUGUGGAUGAGCAGAUGUCCCUCAAGGAGUGUUCGGUCUACUCGUACUCCCCUGAGGAAGACCCGUCCGAUGCCGAUGACGGUGCGAUCUGGAGUCUCCACUACUUCUUUUUCAACCCGCUUCGCAAGCGCGUCUGCUAUAUGUACUUGCGUGCUAUACCCAUUCUGAGCCACACGCCGCCGGAUGAUGUGGUCGUCACAACCCCGACAGGCAAACGGACGUUCGAUGACGGCUACCUGACCCCGGAUCUGAGCUCCAGCAAGCGAGCCCGGUAUUGGUUGGGUGACCGUGUGCAGCCCUCGCUGCAAGCCAGCGACAGUGACGAGGAGAUGGACAAUGCCCCUACACCCGGGCGUCCGGCCGUGGAUAUUUAUGAUAAUUAUCUUCUGAGUGAUGAGGAGGCCCAAUCGCGGCCUGACCGGAAGGGCACGGUUCGUGCGAUGAGUGAGGAGAUUGCCGACUCCAUGGAGGUUUGA